Protopolystoma xenopodis is the source of this 387-nucleotide messenger RNA. The record is from the annotation of a GenBank genome assembly. Lineage: Eukaryota; Metazoa; Platyhelminthes; Monogenea; Polystomatidea; Polystomatidae.
AUGAACACACCCACUGUCGCCCCCCGCUCCCCCGCCCCCCAUCGCCCUUUAUUUUGCCCACAGCCCAUUUUUCCCAACUUCUGUCGGCUUGACUGUUCUAUCCAAUGCUGUUCAUUAUUGCCCACUCGUUUAGUUUACGUUCGACUGGCUUCUGAAACAUCUACUCGAGGCAAAUUGGACAUUUUCGGACUGAAAAAGUGGCCCGCAGGCACGUUAACUUGCUACACCGCGUCGACACACCUCAUCAGACUUGUCCCUUUUAGAACAGUUGAACACGCUCUCUCUCUCUCUCUCUCUCUCUCUAUCAUUCUAGAAGAGAUUCCAAUCUCAGCUAAAGUGGACUUCAGUUUCCAUCUGGCUUCACUGGCGCAUAGCCGCUCAGAGCAG